AUGUUAUUAAAAGAUUUAAAUUGGCUGGAUCCUAAAACAUUUGCUUUUAUUAAUGAACUUGAACAAUUUCCCAAGGACUCGUUGAACACAAUAUGUAAACUAGCAGAUUUAGACAAAGAGAUCAUUGCAAUUGAGCUAAAACAGUUUGCUUGUCAGUAUAGUAAUUUCAUACCAGAUGUAUCUGAAAAUGAUUUUCACGAUAUUAAAUCUAAAUCUUCUAAAAUUAUAUAUAUUGAUGAAGAUGAAGAUAUUGAAGUUAAACCCACCGAACAAAUUAAAUGUGACAAAUGCACUAAAUGUCUUCACUGUGCAUUGAUUUUGCUCCAAGAGCUGUCAUGUCAAUCUAAUUUAUUUUGUAAUUUGUUCACAUUAUAUAAAUUUGUGUUGCUAUUACCAUCAACACAGACUACCUGUGAAAGAGUAUUUUCAAAACUGAAAAUAAUCAAAACUAAACUUCGGUCUUCUUUACACCAAGAACAUCUUAAUCCAUUAAUGCUAAUGUCCAUUGAAAAGGAUAUUUUGAUUGACUCAGAUGAGUUGAUUGAUACGAUUGCUAACUCAUCUAGUGAACUAAAAAAAUUACUGAUAUAA
Macrosiphum euphorbiae (potato aphid) is the source of this 591-nucleotide messenger RNA. The record is from the annotation of a GenBank genome assembly. NCBI's taxonomy places the organism in Eukaryota, Metazoa, Arthropoda, Insecta, Hemiptera, Aphididae.